Tetrahymena thermophila SB210 is the source of this 2502-nucleotide messenger RNA. RefSeq names its product transmembrane protein, putative. NCBI's taxonomy places the organism in Eukaryota, Ciliophora, Oligohymenophorea, Hymenostomatida, Tetrahymenidae. The record is from RefSeq and is a predicted model, not a curated record. Gene Ontology annotation, cellular component: nucleus. Gene Ontology annotation, biological process: reciprocal meiotic recombination. The transcript is spliced from 3 exons. Gene Ontology annotation, molecular function: double-stranded DNA binding.
AUGUAAUUAGGUUCUUAGUUUUCUAAACCCACUUUUUUGGAACAAAUUGAUAUAUUUGGUAUUGCUAUUGCUAUUAGAUUUAACACGUCUCCUAGCCAUAACACUCGCUUUGGAGGUUUCAUUACGCUAGGAAUUUUAGGAAUCUUAUUUUUUUAGCUUAUAUCUGUACUAGAAGUUCUAUUUAAAUAAGCUAACCCGCAAGUUAUCUAAUCAAAUGAUUAUGUUUAUCAACCAGAGCCAUUUUAGAUUACACCUAAAACAUUCAACUUUGCUAUAGGUUUGCAAGACAUUAAUUUUAACUAAUUUAUGGAUGAGACUAUCUAUGUAGUUAAAGGUGUUUAGUAAAAUUUAAUUAAAACUAAAAACGAAACAACAGGAGAUUAUGAUUAAAAAUGGAUCAUCAAAGACAUUUAGCUUGUCUAAUGUACUGAAGAAAAUUUUCAGAUAGAAGAUACACAGUAAUAUUUUUUAUAGCAGCUCUAUCAAAAAAUGUACUGCUUCAAUCUUGAAGAAGAUAAUGCAACAAUUGAAGGAGAAUUUUCAGCAUUAAUUUAUAGAUCAAUUGUUCUACAUUUUGAUGAAUGUAUAGGAAAUGGCUGCGCUACUAACCAAACAAAAAUGAAUUACAUUAACUAGCCUACCCUUGCAUUGUUUAUGUCUAAUAACAUUAUCCAAAUUAAGGAUAAAUACAAACCUUAUUAGACAAUUGGAAAGAAUCUUUAUUGGGUAUCUGGUCCAGAAUUUAAUAAGUAUGUUACACUUAAUUUUGUGAACAAUUACAUAAAUUCGGAUUUUGCUUUUUACGGAAAUAAAUGGCAGAAAGACAGAGUAGUGUCUCUAAGUACAUCAGGAGAAUCAGUUUUGCCUAGAACAAGUAAUACUAUGUUUAGUCUAACACUAGUUUAUGAAAAGAAUUUGGAAAUUAAUUAUUACAGAUCAUACUUAAAGUUAGAUUAGGCUUUUUCAUAAUUAGGUGGCCUCUUUAAUGGUUUACUUGCAAUUGGGUUUAUAAUAUGUAAACCAUUAUCAUAGCUAGAAUUGAACAGAAAGUUGUUGAAUUCUAUCUUUAACAUUAGCAAAGAAGAUCAAGAAGAAAUAGAAAAAGAUUAGAUACAUGCACCAACAGCCUAAUAGAAAGCUGAUAGUCCUUAAUAAAGAGAUUAAUCUUAAUCUUAAGUAUUAAAAGAAAGCUAAAAAAUGAAAGCUUCUAAAUCUGAAAUAAAAAACAGUACAGAUAUAAUAAAUUAAAUUAAAAAUCAAGCAAAUACGAAGAAAAAAGGGGAGAUUAACAAUGAUGUCAACAACUUUUUUAAAGUUUAAUUUUCUGAACUGUAAAUAAAAUUUAGAGAUUAUUUAUCUUAUUACUUAAGAUUCUUUAAACGAUUUUAAUCAGUCAAGUAAAAAAUUAUAACGUAUGGUACAGAUAAGCUUUACAGCUAAAUUGACAUAUUUUAUAUUAUCAACAAAAUGAUUGAACUUGAAAAAUUAAAGCAUUUAUUACUCAAUCAGCACCAAAUUAAAUUAUUUGAGUAUUUACCAAGACCGCAACUAAGAUUGCAAGAUAUGAUCGAACAGGAAAAUGCCAAUAAUGAUCCAAAUGAAAAAGAAAAAUCUCCUUAAAUUACUGAUUUUAAUAUGAGCAUGAACAGUCCAGAUAUAAAAAAGAAUUAAAAAGCUAAAGAGAAAGAUAAGUUUACAAUUUUUGCAUUAGAUGAUAAAGACCCUUUAUAGAAAGCGCAAGAUGCUUAAAGAGCAUUUAAUUACAUUUAGAGAAGAGCCUAAAGAGGAAAGAAAAGUCAAAUAGAUGAAAAAUUAGUCAGAAUGCUUGACCCAAAGCUUGUAAAUAUGUUUAAAGAUAAUUCUUUUGAUUUUGGAACAUAGCCGAUUAACCUCGAUGAAGACUCUGAUGAUAAUGAAGGUGAAAAUGAUGCUAAAAAAGGAAUUGAUAAGCAAUCUUCUGUCCUUAAAAAAAGUAUUUUCCAGGCAGAUGCCACAUUUAAAAUAGAUAAAACUAUUCUUGAAUAAGAAGAAGAGGAGGAAAACAAAGACUUAUUUAAUGUAAGCAACAUCCCAAUAAAAUAAGAUAGAAGCCAAUAAAAUUAAGAGGCCAUAAAUUAAAUGGAUUUAAGCUAGAUAAAUUAAAAGUCAGUCCUUUUAUUAACUUAAUCAUAAUCUAUUACACCAAAGCAAUCAGCUAAAUAAAACAAAAGUAACACAAAUAUCUAAAAAGGAGCUUAAAACUAAGGCGAUAUUACAGAUUAUUUGGAUUCUAACAAUAUAUCUUUAACUCAGUCACCUUUCACUACAAAUAGGUAGCUUUAGGAUAAAAAUCAAGAUGGUAUUUAGGAAAAAGGUAAAAAUGAUUAUUCGUAAGAAAAUCAUCACGAUUAGUAAGAUAUAAUUGAAGAUGAUAAAAGAAAUGAAGGUGAUGAAAAUGGUAUUUAAGUAACAAGACCAUCUAAUGCUAGAAAAUAUUUUGAUAAUUCUGAUCAUCAUUAAUGA